Pipra filicauda (Wire-tailed manakin) is the source of this 353-nucleotide messenger RNA. Its product is annotated as feather keratin Cos1-1/Cos1-3/Cos2-1. The coding region runs from base 34 to 342 and encodes 102 amino acids. The transcript has a single exon. NCBI's taxonomy places the organism in Eukaryota, Metazoa, Chordata, Aves, Passeriformes, Pipridae. Gene Ontology annotation, cellular component: intermediate filament. The record is from RefSeq and is a predicted model, not a curated record. Gene Ontology annotation, molecular function: structural constituent of cytoskeleton.
CCUGUGUGCCAGGUGCCCCUGUGAGCCAGAGACAUGUCGUGCUGCCAGCCCUGCAACCCUUGCUGCCAGCCCUGCGGCCCGACCCCGCUGGCCAACAGCUGCAAUGAGUGCUGUGUCAGGCAGUGCCAGGACUCCACCGUAGUCAUCCAGCCCUCCCCCGUGGUGGUGACCCUGCCUGGGCCCAUCCUCAGCUCCUUCCCACAGAACACUGCUGUGGGAUCCUCCACCUCCGCUGCCGUUGGCAGCAUCCUCAGCUGUGACGGAGUGCCCAUCAACUCCGGGGGCUUUGACCUCUCCUGCAUCACCAACCGCUAUUGUGGCAACAGGUGCCUUCCCUGCUAAAGCUGUUGGCA